Messenger RNA from Haliotis rufescens (red abalone), 2306 nucleotides. RefSeq lists its product as uncharacterized. NCBI's taxonomy places the organism in Eukaryota, Metazoa, Mollusca, Gastropoda, Lepetellida, Haliotidae. The transcript is spliced from 3 exons. Bases 139 to 1047 code for a protein of 302 amino acids. The record is from RefSeq and is a predicted model, not a curated record.
CACAACGAAGUCACUUGUGAGCUCGAGUGUUACCGACAUGUUUGUCAGUUUGACAAGGACUGCGGGGCUAUGUGAAACACAUGCUACAACAUCGAACAUAAGUACAUCGGAAUAACGCUCAGCCCAGUGUACGUCAGUAUGACUACGCCAGAAGCCUCAGCGUCAAACGACUGCUCUUUACCCUACGGUAUCGCAGUCACCCUUGUCAUCAUCAACGCCGUUGCCAUAGUGACAUAUCUAUGGAAGAGACGCCAGGCAUGGCAUGAACAGAAACUGUCGGAACAUCCCCCUGACGUUGUUGGGCUGACAGACGACAGCGCGGCUGACUUUGAGUAUGCCACCGUUGCUGACGUUACCACUGCCGCGGAAGUAGAGCCUAGCCAAGUUGUAGUUGGGGCGUCAGCAUCUCGCGAGGUCAUCUUAAUCAAUCAAACCUAUGUCUCGGCCGGACGAUACAUGAAGAGCGGAACACCGGCCGAUGAAGCUGGGUACUACGUCAACGUUGCGAGUCGUGCACGUAGUAAAGACACUGUUGAAACAAAUGAACCAGGACAGGACACACCUGCGCAAGACAUACUUGAUCAAGACCUUACGGAGCUAGACACAUCCGAGCAAGAUACAUGUGAUACAGACAUACAGGAACUAGACACACCUGUGCAAGACACACUUGAUGAAGGCACACCGGAGCGAGACACUUCUGAGCAAGACACACAUUAUCAGGACAUUCCGGAGCUAGAAACAACUGUGCAAGACACACUUGAUGAAGGCAUGUCGGAGCUAGACACUUCUGAGCAAGACACACAUUAUCAAGACAUUCCGGAGCUAGACACAACUGUGCAAGGCACACUUGAUGAAGGCAUGCCCGAGCUUGACACAUUUGAGCAAGACACACAUUAUCAGGAGAUACCGGAGCAAGACACAUCUGAUACAGACACAUCUGAGCAAGACUCGAUUUAUCAAGACAUACCGGAGCUAGACACACCUGGACAAGACACAUCUGAUACAGACACACCGGAGCUAGAACCACUUAGAGCAAGACACAUCUGAUACAGACAUACCAGAGCUAGACACUUCUGAGCAAGACACCCUUUAUCAAGACAUACUGGAGCUAGACACACCUGAGCAAGACAGACUUUAUCAAGGUAUACCAGAGCUAGACACUUCUGAGCAAGACACCCUUUAUCAAGACAUACUGGAGCUAGACACACCUGAGCAAGACAGACUUUAUCAAGGUAUACCAGAGCUAGACACUUCUGAGCAAGACACCCUUUAUCAAGACAUACUGGAGCUAGACAUACCUGAGCAAGACAGACUUUAUCAAGAUAUACCAGAGCUAGACACACCUGAGCAAGACACACUUUAUCAAGGUAUACCAGAGCUUGACAGACCUGAGCAAGACACACUUUAUUAAGGCAUACCAGAGCUAGACACACCUGAGCAAGACACACUUUAUUAAGGUAUACCAGAGCUAGACAGACCUGAGCAAGACACACUUUAUUAAGGCAUACCGGAGCUAGACAGACCUGAGCAAGACACACUUUAUUAAGGCAUGCCAGAGCUAGACAGACCUGAGCAAGACACACUUUUUUAAGGCACACCGGAGCUAGACACACCUGAGCAAGACAGACUUUAUCAAGGCAUACCGGAGCUAGACACAUCAUUGUAUGUUGCACGUGUGUUCCUGUGCACUGUGCACAACACACAGGUCACAAAUCAGCUGAAGCUCGGCCUGUGAGAGUACCUGGAUGGGUGUCCGCAUUCGGCAGGUGUCUCCUGGGAGUUUCCAGGGCUUCGGUCCCGCCCCACACUGAAGCAUGUGCAGCACAUAUGGUGUCUCCUUGGACAAAUGACUUCGAAAUGUCACUGCUCACCUCCUAGCGCCGACAAGGCAGGAUGGGUUGUGUAUUCCACAAGGAGCUGAGAAUGAAAACCAAAAGCACACUGAUCAAAUGACCGGGGUAUCAAAUGACCGGGGUAUCAAAUGACCGGGGUAUCAAAUGACCGGGGUAUCAAAUGACCGGGGUAUCAAAUGACCGGGGUAAUAAUACUAAUGCUUUGAGAAUGCACCGAGUGUAUGGAAGCCAACGCAGCAUAAAUACCUUCAUUAUUAUCAUUAAUUAUUGACAGUGUGCAGUAUGCCAGGUAGACAUAUAGGUAACAGGUGACUUGUAGUUCUCGUACGGACAUAGACCACGAACAGCGAAGGCAUGUAGUUUAAAUUAAAACUUCAAAGUACACAUGUUGCUGUCAUUUCUGUCCCAGCUACUCAUUAAACGUGUGACCGUCUCACAGCAGUAUUAACGUGG